Molecule: messenger RNA, 3854 nt
Organism: Clarias gariepinus (North African catfish)
Lineage: Eukaryota; Metazoa; Chordata; Actinopteri; Siluriformes; Clariidae
Gene: dhx36
Product: DEAH (Asp-Glu-Ala-His) box polypeptide 36
Exons: 25
Coding region: 284-3343 (1019 amino acids)
Cellular component (GO): intracellular anatomical structure; cytoplasm; nucleus
Molecular function (GO): DNA helicase activity; ATP binding; G-quadruplex RNA binding
Source: RefSeq, a predicted model, not a curated record
UUAAUGACGCGUUUAUUGUGCGCCGGGAAGCCGGCUUCUUGUAAUUAGCUCGAAAAUCAUGUUUAACUCGGGAUUUUUAAAAUGUUAAAUAAUUUAAUUCUGAAUAAAUAUUAAAAUAUAGGAAGAUUUGGUUUAUAUCGAAACAAUCUGGACUCGGUGUAUAGCAUAUCACCAGCGCGUGUGUGGCUUGUUUUGAUGCCUUAGACACAGAAGCGCGUUGUGUUUAUUCUCCGUUAUUGUUGUGAGUAAAUAAAAAAGAGACGGUGUAACCCAGGCAUCCGGGAUGAGUUACGGCUACGGGAGAGGGAGAGGCCGGAGAGGAGGAGGAGGAGGAGGUGGUGGAGGUGGAGAGCGGUGGAGCUCCGACUGGGAAGCCCGGGAUGAGCAGCCUCGAGGCGGCGGAGGCCGUGGGAAACACCCGCCGCACCUGAAAGGGAGAGAGAUCGGACUGUGGUACGCGAAAUGGGGAGGAGUGAAACGAUCCGAGGCCGAGAGGAAGUCGAGAGCUGUGGUUCAGAUGGACGAGUCGAGAGAGCAGCACAUCACGCAGCUCUUAAAUUCAGUCCAGGGGGAACCGUCCCGUGACUGGGAACCGUCCCGUGACUACAAGCCGUCCGUCCCACCGUACCGUCAGGUGAAGCCGGAACCAAGCGGACACAGCUACUUCGAUGGCGACGAGCCUCCAGAAGAGCCUCGAGAAGAGCCGCGGAAAACAGUAAAAGUGGCUAAAAUAGAGGCGGUGAAGGUAAAGGAAGAGGAGCCGGAGAUAAAGACGGACGUGAAGGAACAGUGCACGGAGCGAGAUCUGGAAUACCUGAUGCAGGAGAUCGAGCGUAAGCCUUCGCUGGAUGAAGAGCUGAAAAGCGACCUCAAGAGCAAAAGACAGAAUCCAAGAUACCUGGACAUGCUGAGAUUUCGAGAGAAGCUGCCUUCUUACGGCAUGAGAGAGGAGCUGGUGGAGCUGAUCCAGACCAACCGCGUGGUGGUAGUGAGCGGAGAGACCGGCUGUGGAAAGACCACGCAGGUGCCGCAGUUCAUCCUGGACGACUACAUCGAGCGUGGCGCGGGCUCGCUCUGCAGGGUGGCGUGCACACAGCCGCGCCGCAUCAGCGCCAUAUCCGUGGCCGAGAGGGUGGCGGCGGAGAGGGCGGAGUCUGUCGGAGAGGGGAAGUCCUGCGGAUAUCAGAUCCGUCUGCAGAGCCGGUUGCCACGGAAACAAGGCUCGGUGCUGUAUUGUACGACGGGAAUUAUUCUUCAGUGGCUGCGCUCGGACCCGUGUUUGUCGAGUAUCAGUCACCUGGUUCUAGACGAGAUCCACGAGCGCAGCCUGCACUCAGACGUCCUCCUGAACAUCGUGAAGGACCUCCUGACCCACAGAGACGACCUCAAGAUAGUGCUCAUGAGCGCCACCAUGAACGCCGACAAGUUCAGCAAGUACUUCGAUAACUGCCCCAUGAUCCACAUCCCGGGACACACCUUCCCCGUGAAAGAGUACCUGCUGGAGGAUGUAGUCGAGAUGCUCAGGUUCCGGCCGCAGCAGCAGCAGGAUCGACGUCCUCGCUUCAGGAGAGGCUUCAUGAGCGGACAAAACAUGCGGCCUGAGAAACAGGAGAAAGAAGAGGAGUACAAGGACAGCUGGCCUUGUUAUGCUCGCACACUCCGAGACAGGUUCUCCGACAGCACCGUCGACGCCCUGGAGAUGAUGGACGAGGACGACAAGAUCAACCUGGAGCUGAUCGUAGCGCUCAUUCGCCACAUCGUGCUGAACGAAGACGACGGAGCCAUCCUGGUUUUCCUGCCUGGCUGGGACAACAUCAGCAGCCUGAAUGACCUCCUGAUAGCGGACCAGAUGUUUAAAUCUGAUAAGUUUGUGAUUAUUCCACUACACUCCCUGAUGCCCACGGUCAACCAGACGCAGGUUUUUAAAAGGCCACCUCCUGGAGUGCGGAAGAUCGUGAUUGCAACAAACAUAGCAGAAACCAGUAUCACGAUAGACGACGUGGUGUACGUGAUCGAUGGGGGGAAGAUUAAGGAAACUCACUUCGACACGCAGAACAACAUCAGUACGAUGACGGCGGAGUGGGUGAGCCUCGCCAACGCCAAGCAGAGAAAGGGCAGAGCCGGCAGGGUGUCUCCGGGUAAAUGCUACCACCUGUACAACGGCCUGAGGGCGAGUCUGCUGGAAAGCUACCAGCUCCCUGAGAUCCAGCGCACCCCACUCGAGGAGCUCUGUCUGCAGAUCAAAAUCCUGAAAUUGGGCGCUAUCGCUUCAUUCCUGAAGAAGACUCUGGAUCCUCCGUCAGACAGAGCUAUCGAGCUGGCUAUCACUCAUCUAAUGGAUCUGAACGCCCUGGACCGGAACGAGGAGUUGACCCCGUUGGGAUUUCACCUGGCCCGUUUGCCCGUGGAGCCGCACAUCGGGAAGAUGAUCCUGUUCGGAGCGCUGCUCACCUGCCUGGACCCGGUGCUAACCAUAGCGGCUAGCCUUAGCUUUAAAGACCCGUUCUCCAUACCACUGGGGAAGGAAAAACUAGCCGACCACAGAAGAAAAAUCUUGUCCAAAAACACCAAGAGCGACCACCUAACCGUAGUCAACGCCUUCCGGGGCUGGGAGGAGGCAAAGCGCCGUGGCUACAGGUACGAGCGGGAAUACUGCUGGGACAACUUCCUGUCGGCCAACACGCUCCAGAUGUUACAGAAUAUGAAAGGACAGUUUGCGGAGCAUCUCUUGGCAGCUGGAUUUGUGAGCAGUAAAGACCCGAAGCAUCCCGGAGCCAACAUCAACUCUGAAAACGAGAAGCUCCUGAAGGCAGUGAUCGUGGCCGGCUUGUACCCCAAAGUGGCCAAGAUCCGCCCCAGCCCCCACAAGAAGAGACCCAUACCAGCGAAAGUGUACACCAAGGCUGAUGGGAAGGUCUGUAUUCACCCUAAAUCUGUCAACUCCGAGGAGACGCAGUUCCACUACACCUGGCUCAUUUAUCACUUGAAGAUGAGAACCACCAGUAUUUUUCUGUACGACUGUACCGAGGUGUCUCCGUUCUCGCUCCUCUUCUUCGGUGGUGACAUCUCCAUCCAGAAGGACCAGGAGCAGGAGACCAUCGCGGUGGACGAAUGGAUCGUCUUCCAGUCUCCCGCUCGCAUCGCUCACCUGGUCAAGAACCUGAAGAAGGAACUCGAUCUGCUGCUGGAGGAGAAAAUCAAGCGGCCGCGCCCGGUGGACUGGAGCGACCGCGCCUCCAAAGACUGCGCCGUCAUCUCGGCCAUCGUCGACCUCAUCACCACGCAGGAGAGCGCCGCGUCCCAGCAAGAGCCGUACAGGAGAAGCCACCAGCACUGGGACUAAGAGCCGAACGCUCACGGAUAACACACACAAACACACACGGCUGCUUUAAUGGUGCAAUGAGUGCUUUUGUCUCUUUAAAUAAAAUUGUGAAGAGUGGGAAAUAAACAAAAAUAAAUAAAUAAUGAUCGGUUCAAACAAGCAGAUUAAACUGAUCUCCGUCUGAGAAGAUCUCAUGGUUGCCAUAGCGACAACUCGGGACUAGAAUGUAUUAUGUCAUUUGUUGUUGGAAGGAGUCUUCAGUGCCAGAGGUUUGAGAUAAAUAUGCCUUUACAGUAAUGUUCUUUUUAUUAUUUUUUGUUGCAUAUCGAGUGCAUUGUGAUGUCACACUCUCUACCAUUGACGUGCUUAUUGCACCUUUAACUUGAGCAUGUCAUCUGUAACGUCCCAUCAGAUCCCCACUGUAUACACUGCCCAUUCGUUUUCCCGUUUUUUUUUAUUUUAUUUACAUAAUGUGUAUUAUUAAGUUUGCCUUUGCACUCCCAUAAAUCAUUAAAGGUGCCGUUUAAAGUGC